This is a messenger RNA of Hemicordylus capensis (graceful crag lizard), 1087 nucleotides long. Its product is annotated as glutathione S-transferase theta-1-like. Gene Ontology annotation, biological process: glutathione metabolic process. Gene Ontology annotation, molecular function: glutathione transferase activity. The coding region runs from base 288 to 1058 and encodes 256 amino acids. Lineage: Eukaryota; Metazoa; Chordata; Lepidosauria; Squamata; Cordylidae. Gene Ontology annotation, cellular component: cytoplasm. The transcript is spliced from 6 exons. The record is from RefSeq and is a predicted model, not a curated record.
CUUAGGUCCAGGCUCCAAAAUGACCUAGCUGCCCCUCUGCUGGAGUAUCCGAACUCGCAGUCAAGUCUGGGAAAGCUCCUGGGAAAGAAAGCAAAAGUGCCCUGCCUGCCAGAGUCCCUGCCCCCGUCCCCGCCUCCAGGGGAACGUCUGCCACUGGAAGGGCUGGCUCCCAGUUCCGCAGCGCUCUGCACCACCACAAGGGCUCCUCUCCUGCCCAGGCAGAGCCCGUCCCCAGUAGCAGCUGUUCCACAUCUGUGCUCCGCGGCUUCCCCUGCCCGGCUGGCACCAUGGGGCUGGAACUCUACCUGGACCUGCUCUCCCAGCCUUCCCGGGCCGUCUACCUCUUUGCCAAGAAGAACAAUAUUCCUUUUGAGUUCAAACAUGUGGAGCUGUUCAAAGAUUCCAUCCUGGGGACCAAAGCGCCAGGAGCAAGCAGCCCAGGUCCAGCCCAGGCAGGGUCGUUGCCCAAGGUCAUCGCAGUCAAGAAGGUCCCUGUCCUGAAGGAUGAGACAUUCCUCUUGGCCGAAGGCACCGCCAUCCUCCUGUACCUGAGCCGCAAGUACAAGACUCCCGACCACUGGUACCCGUCCGACAUUCAGAAGCGGGCCAAGGUGGACGAGUACCUCUCCUGGCACCAGGCCAACAUCCGGGCCAACGCCCCCAAGACCAUGUGGAUCAAGGUGCUGAUCCCUCUCUUCACGGGCCAACCGCUUGCCUCCGAGAAGCUGCAGGAGGUCAUGGAGGGGCUGGCAGCAUCCUUGAAGCAGCUGGAGGAGCGCUUCCUGCAGGACAAGCCCUUCCUGGUGGGCAACGAGAUCUCCCUCGCAGACCUGCUGGCCCUGGUGGAGCUGAUGCAGCCGGUGGGUGUUGGAUGCGACAUCUUUGAGGACAGGCCCAAGCUGGUGGCGUGGCGCGACCGAGUGGAGGAAGCCAUCGGGAAGGAGCUGUUCAUGCAGGCGCAUGGGAUGAUCCUGAACAUCAAAGAGCUGAGCACCAUCCAGAUUAGCCCGCAGCUGAAGGAGCAGCUGGCCCCUGUGCUGCUGAAGAUGAUGAAGUGAAUCAGUAAUAAAAGGGUUUUCGAGGAAGA